GACGAUAUUUGUCUGCCAUGAAUUUUAGCGAUGUCUCUUAUGAAAAUAUACAAGUUACAUUUUCAUGGAUCGACUAUGGAUUGUUUCUCUUGAUGUUGUCUAUGAGCUUACUGAUCGGUUUAUAUUUUGGUUUUUGUGGUCAUCAAGACAGCGCAGAUGAAUACUUACUUGGGGGUAAGAAAAUGUCAGCGAUUCCAAUUGGAAUAUCAUUAGUAGCAAGUAAUAUCUCCGGUAUAACACUUCUUGGCGUCCCAACGGACAUCUAUCGCUUUGGGACAACGUAUUACCUUUAUGCCAUCAUGUUUUUACCAGUCUGCAUCAUUACGUACUAUGUCUAUAUCCCAGUAUUUUAUAAAUUGCAAGUGGUGAGCGCCUUUGAGUAUUUAAUGCUGCGUUUCGACAGAAAGGUUCGCCUCCUCUCUUCAGGACUCUACACUAUCAACACUGUGUUGUAUCUUCCUAUUGUUGUGUACAUUCCAGCGUUGGCCCUUGCUCAAGCUACGCACACAAGCAUCCAUUACAUUCCACCAGUAGUAUGUGGUGUGUGUAUAAUCUACACUACAAUAGGUGGUUUAAAAGCCGUGGUGUGGACGGAUACUCUUCAGUUUGUGGUAAUGAUUGGUUCAAUUCUUGGAGUUUACCAAGGAGUAAACUCGGUUGGAGGAUUUGGGGAAGUUUGGAAGAGGGCUGAUGAGAGCAAACGUUUGGAUUUCGACUUUGACAUGGACCCUACUAAAAGGGACACUGUUUUUGCCACAUCAAUUGGAUCAAUUUUUAUAGGUCUAUGUUAUGCUGCAAUCAAUCAGAGUUUUGUUCAGAAGUUUUUAUCUUUACCGUCAAGAAAAGACAUAAAAAUAGCUAUUACAAUAUUUAAUAUUGGGAUGCUUGUCAUUAUAACUCUGGUGCUUGGUAUUGGUUUGGUCAUGUAUGCAAACUACUACCGCUGUGAUCCGUUUACAGCUGGUAAAAUCAAAAAACAUGAUCAGGUGUUGCCAUUUUACGUAAUGGAGGUAGCCACAGUGAUUCCGGGAUUAGCUGGCCUGUUCUUGUCAGGGAUCUUGAGUGCCGCAUUGAGUACCCAGUCGGCGUACAUGAACAGUUUGGCGGCUUCAAUAUACGAAGAUUUUGUGAGUCCUUUUGUUCCUUCCAACACGAAUCAGAAGACAAUCAGUAACAUACUCAAAUUUAUGGUUGUUAUUAUUGGAUUGAUCAGCACACUCAUGGUGUAUGUAGUUGAACACAUGGGCAGUAUAGUACCAAUUAAUAUUGCACUGAGUAGCAUAACUAAUGGCCCGCUAUUGGGUUUGUUUACAUUGGGAAUGUUAUUUCCGGUUGCUAAUUCAAAGGGGGCAUUAUUUGGAAGUUUAACAUCUUUGGCGGUCAUGACAUUUAUUAUAGGUGUAAGUCAAAUUUAUCAGUUCAAUGGACGUAUACGUUACCCGGCCAAACCAGUGUCAAUUGACGGAUGUAAUUCAACACUUGUUACAGGAGUAACAAGUUCAAGUAAUAUACAAAUAAAUGAUGACGACAUAUUUGUUUUGUUUAAAAUUACACAUUAUUACUAUACAUUCGCUGGUGCGAUGAUAACAAUGGUUGCUGGCGUAGUAAUAUCCUAUUUUACACAAAACGUUACCGAUCCAAAGGUAAAUCCGGAUGCUAUAAGUCCUGUAGUUUAUUGGAUAAGACAGAAGUGGGGAAGACGCAUAGUAGAUGAUCAAAUGCAAGAAAUGAAAGUGAAGGAGACACAAACAUUGAUUUCGCAAGUGAACAAAACAGAAUCAUAACGAAAAAUUAUGAAUGUGUUCUGUGCUAUACUUUGUAAUUAUUAGAGCCAUUUAAAAUGCUUAUAAACGUUCUGGACUCAUCAUAUAGUAUGUUCAGUCCUAAUAUUUAGUUUUAUAGUAGUAGUAUAAUCACUUCGUUCUCGGUUAUGGUUUUAAUUUUCGAAUUUUGAACGUGUGCGUGUGUGUAUGUGUUACAAAUUUAAUUUUAAUUUGUACAUGUUUCCCUAAAAGGGCAUUCCUCAGUAUGUGUAAGAAUACACUUAGCACUGCAGUUGAACUUCAACUUGUAAAUUAAAUUACUAUUGCCAAUUGCUAAUUGUAAACUUCAAUUGAUUGAAUAAAAUAUAUUCCACGUUA
Molecule: messenger RNA, 2141 nt
Organism: Dalotia coriaria
Lineage: Eukaryota; Metazoa; Arthropoda; Insecta; Coleoptera; Staphylinidae
Product: sodium-coupled monocarboxylate transporter 2-like
Biological process (GO): sodium ion transport; transmembrane transport
Cellular component (GO): membrane
Molecular function (GO): symporter activity
Source: RefSeq, a predicted model, not a curated record